This is a messenger RNA of Brassica napus (rape), 764 nucleotides long. RefSeq lists its product as uncharacterized. Gene Ontology annotation, cellular component: nucleus. The coding region runs from base 108 to 575 and encodes 155 amino acids. NCBI's taxonomy places the organism in Eukaryota, Viridiplantae, Streptophyta, Magnoliopsida, Brassicales, Brassicaceae. The record is from RefSeq and is a predicted model, not a curated record. The transcript is spliced from 4 exons. Gene Ontology annotation, molecular function: RNA binding.
AUUAAAUUCUUGGAUUGAAUACCACCCCCUAAAUUUAUUGAUUGACUCGUCCCUUCCCUCACCUCGAAACAAACAAAUUAGGGUUACAGAUUCCUGAAUCAGAGUCCAUGGAAGAGAUUACAGACGGAGUGAACAACAUGAACUUGGCCGUUGAUUCCCAGAAGAAGAACCGGAUCCAGGUUUCCAACACCAAGAAACCAUUGUUCUUCUACGUCAAUCUCGCCAAGAGGUAUAUGCAAGAGCACAAUGAUGUCGAAUUGUCUGCCCUUGGGAUGGCCAUUGCAACCGUUGUUACCAUUGCUGAAAUACUCAAGAACAAUGGUUUUGCUGUUGAAAAGAGUGAGUUUCUUGGAUAUUUAGUUUUUAUAUUUUUAUACGAUUUGGCAACUAAGCUUUGUUUUUGUAUGUGUAUAGAGAUCAUGACUUCAACUGUUGAUAUUAAGGAUGGCUCUAGGGGACGUCCUGUGCAGAAACCUAAGAUCGAAAUUACGCUUGGCAAGUCAGAGAAGUUUGAUGAGCUAAUGGCUGCAGCCAAUGAAGAAAAGGAAGCAGCAGAAGCUCAGGUGCAGAGCUGAACACAGCUUUCUACUGUUAUGGUUUCAUGAAUCUUUCUUCUCUCGUGAUGCUUUAUAUUAUUUGUUUAAUUUCAUUGAUUUUUGGCUGAAUUUUGAGUUGUUAUGUUGGGAUGGUUUGUUGUACCUGUUGAAUCACUUUACAUUACUAUAUGAUGAUAUGAGAUUAAAGAUGGUUUCUUUUCUUGUCUU